AUGCAAGAUAGGACAGAGAAGAAAAGCAAACAGAAGAAAAGAGGCGGCAACAUGACAGAAAGUAGGAAGUUUAAAGCAAGAGAGAAAAAAGCGACCCGAAGAGAGAAAAUAGAGGAGGAAAAAAGUGACAAGGAAAAAGAGUACAGAGGAGAGAAAUUAAGCAAGGAAAAAGUGAAGGAACAAGAAGACGAAGAAAGCGAAACAGGACAGGACAAGCAAGCAGGAACAAGGAAGAGCAAUAGAAAUAGCAAGAACCAGAUAAGGAAACUAAAGCAACGCAAGGAGGAAAAAAAAGCAAGAGAAACGAAAAGUAUAAGGAACAGAGAAAAAGGCGAAGAGAUAAGACAGGAAAAGAAGCAAGAGUUAAAUAGUACAAAGUAA
Molecule: messenger RNA, 381 nt
Organism: Acaulospora colombiana
Lineage: Eukaryota; Fungi; Glomeromycota; Glomeromycetes; Diversisporales; Acaulosporaceae
Source: the annotation of a GenBank genome assembly